Aspergillus saccharolyticus JOP 1030-1 is the source of this 3005-nucleotide messenger RNA. Its product is annotated as putative C6 transcription factor. Gene Ontology annotation, molecular function: zinc ion binding; DNA-binding transcription activator activity, RNA polymerase II-specific; RNA polymerase II cis-regulatory region sequence-specific DNA binding. The coding region runs from base 435 to 2771 and encodes 778 amino acids. Gene Ontology annotation, biological process: DNA-templated transcription; regulation of transcription by RNA polymerase II. The transcript is spliced from 2 exons. Lineage: Eukaryota; Fungi; Ascomycota; Eurotiomycetes; Eurotiales; Aspergillaceae. Gene Ontology annotation, cellular component: nucleus. The record is from RefSeq and is a predicted model, not a curated record.
GCUCACUCACUUUCAGCUCUUACAAGUUACCACAAAUGAAAAUACGACAGACAGUUCCAUUGUUGAUCAUCAUUAUUAAAAGAAACAGAAGCAGAAAACGAAGAUUGUCUCUGCGUGCAGCGUCGGCGAUGGUUCUUGUUCUUGGCAUGAUGUGAAACCCAGACCGGGUCAGGUUGCCCCAUUUGGUGGAUUCGACCGGCGGUACCAACACGUAAGCCACACUAUAUUGUGGUCCAAGUUGGGUUUUAUGUGCUUUGCCCGCAGGCCAGUUGGUAGUAGUUUUUGGAGGGGGAAAACAGCCAUACAUUUUGGCGGUGGUGCGCAUACCUCCCCAUCUUCCCUCCCUCCUCCCCUCCCCCUCCAAUUUAUUCAAGUUCUCUCACGACCACAUCCAUCCCCCUUCUCCUCCCCCCCCCUUUUUACCUUCUUCACUUAUGGCUGAUGUUCAGUUGAAAUUGGGUGCUUCGGCCCCAAUUUCUCAAGCUGAACAACAGCAUCAACAGCCACAGCAACACCAGCAUCGGGUGCGCAAGCGUCGUCGGCGGACAAUGGCGUGUAUGCAAUGCCGCAGCAGAAAGCUGCGUUGCGACCGUGAAUAUCCCGUAUGCGGGCGUUGUCAGAAGAGCAAAACCCCAACCCGAUGCACCUACGAGGAUGGAUUUCUCUGGCAGCAACCCAAUACAGUUGCUUCGCCCGUAUUCUCCGAGAAAGGUCCCACAGCCACGACACAAAUGGCCCCGACUGAUCGGGCGACUGCCCACCCUACCCCGGAUUCGGGGAUAAGUAGUUUGCCGACUCGGCCUCAACCUAUCUCCAGGGACUCACGUCCCGGGGAAGAGAGGCGCGAUAAGUUCUUGGAAACUGUUCUCGGCGCUCCCAAGGCUGCCGUCAAUCAAGAGCCUUACGCAAAUACUAGCCUGUUGCAGCGUCCUCGCCAGGUGCUCGAGCUGCAUCAGGAAACCCAACCGCACCACCCCGGGGAGGACGAGGAAGACCUUGCGUCGCCCACGCAGCAGCUAGACAUCUCGCCGCGGAUCAUGAUGCGAGGUCGAGAAACCAAGACUCGCUACAAUGGCUCGGGCAUAUUUGCCAAUCUGAUAGCUCAGUUUCCCGACCUCAGAGCCUUUGCAGAGGAGAUUAGGGUUGCCAGCCCUCAUCUCUCUGCCUUGCGCCCGGAUCUUAUCAGGGUCAAAAAGGGCCUCUGGAAGAGGAAGCCAUUAAAUGAACCAUUCCCAAUGCCCACCAUGCAAUCAUUAAUCACCAUGCUUCCUUCUCGCCCCGUGGUCGACGAGUUGGUCUAUUUGUAUUGCAGCUAUAUCGAGUCUUCCCAUCGCAUCCUUCACAUGCCCUCAUUUGUGGAGGAACUGGAGCAAUUCUGGACACAGCGAGACAGCCCUGACAUGACUUCCCCCAUCUUUGUGGUGCAACUUCUCCUAGUACUAGCAUGUGCAUGGAACCUGGCUGAUCUCAGCGCUCUCCAAAUGAAGAAUGAGGCCAAUCUCUCAUGCUAUACGGCCAUUGAAUGGAUUCUCCACGCGGAGAAGUGGAUGGAAAACGCCAAUUUCAAACGGCCCGAGCUCGCAACCCUCCGCCUAGAAACGCUGCUCAUUACCGCUCAGAAUAUCCAUGGCAUGAAGCGCAGCCAGGCCUGGCUUGCCACCGGGACUCUGGUCAAGCGGGCCAUGAUGGCAGGGUAUCACCGCGACCCCAGUCGAUAUACCAAGAUCUCCGCUUUUAGCAUGGAAAUGCGCCGACGCAUGUGGGCUACCAUCGUGGAACUCGACCUUCAAAUAUCCUUGGAACGCGGCAUGCCCCCUUCCGUGCAAGAGGAUGACUAUGACACAUUUCCAGCACUGAAUAUCGACGAUGCGGACAUCCACGAAGAUAGCACUGAACUACCGAAAGAAAAGCCGCUGGAGGUGUUGACAGAUUCUUCCUUCCAGGCAGUGCUGAGCCAAUCUCUUCCUCUACGGCUCAAAGCCUGUGCCCUGAUGCACUCUCCUCGAAUCAGCUGUCGAUAUGAGGAGAUCAUACGUCUGGAUUGGGAACUGAAUCGUCAUCUGUCCAGGAUCCCCACCUGGCCGACACCUGAAAUGGACGACUUCCAUCGUACCUCAGACCGGGUAGUCUUGAUCAAGGCUCUUUUGACGAACAAGAUUGGUCACUCGCUCUUGUCUAUUCACACACCCUUCGCCAUUGAAGCUCCCAAGGAAGCUCUUUUCGCACCGUCGGCUCGGUCCCGCCUUGAAGUCGCGUCGAUGAUUCUUUCCACUCAGCGGCGGCUCCGUGAGAUGUCGACUCCGCUUUCGCUCUGCAAUAUGGGAGAGUGGACAGUGCAGGCUUACUGCACUAUAUGCCAGCUCCUCCACGAAAAGGACGGUACCGCCGGUGAGUUGUUUUCUGACUUGACAUAUUUAUGCAAUAUGCUAAUUGAAUCACUAGGCGGUUUUUCUACCUCUCUCACUCGUACCCUACCCGGGCUCCCCGAGUUCUUGAUCUCCCUGGUGGAGACCACGCUGACCUGCCUCGAAUCCCGUCUGCUUCUCGUGGUGAAAGGAGCGAAAGAAUACUUUUUCAUGUCGACCAUCCUGGCGCUGGUCAAAGCCUCUCUCUGGCCCAGCCAGUCCCAUAUUUACAAACAAGAGGUAGUGGAACGUGUAAUCCUGUUCGCACAGACCCUCUUCACCCGACAUGCCAACUGCGCUCACCUGGGGGAUUGGGGCAUGGGUAGUUUCAAGACCAACCAGGUAGGUGUUUCAGUCAUAUUCUAGUCGACUUUCGAUCUGUUCGGUCGCUUACUUGCAUGUUUUUGCAGGUUCCGAGCCUCAAUGGUGGCCCUGGCAUGGCACCGCCCUUUGUUCCAGACGUAGCGGUCGGGCAGCCGGGGACCUUCGGCAUGGUGGUUAGUGUCUUCUACCUCUCUUUCCCUCUCGAAUCCAGCUCACACUCUGUCUAGCCCACUGUAGAUCCGUUUCUCGACUCCUUUGACUGGGCCGACUUGACGG